CCCCGCCUCCGGCGAAUUCUAAGUAGCUUUGGCGCGAGUCUGAGUCUUGUGGUUGACCCGGGAGAAGGUUCGGGAGCUCCACGCGUGGCAAAUCUGCAGUUAGUAAUGGACCCCUUCGGCUUGCAGGGCAACCUUUCAGGGAAGAGAAAAUCCACAGCAUUCCGUAAUACUAGACUAGUCCCUAUGGAAACGUCUUCAUCCUCUGAUGAUAGCUGUGACAGUUUUGGCUCUGAUAAUUUUGCAAACACGAAACCAACCUUCAAGCCAGAAGUUGCAGAAAAAAUGGCUAAAAUAUUUUACGAGGAUUCAGAUGAAGAAUCUUUCUGUGGCUUUUCAGAAAGUGAGAUUCAAGACGUGCUGAAACUGGGGACAGAUUCUGAAGAAGAAGAAGCAGAGAAAUGUUCACAUAAAUGGCCUAAGAAAAGUGCUGCUCCUCUUAAAGUUGCUCUGAAGUUCCCACCACGAAGGUCUAAGAGGGGAAAGAGUAAAACAGUUCCAGCUUCACAACCUUCCUGUAAAUUGGACUCUGAGGCAGAAUCUGAUGAAGAAAGUGGACCCAAAUUCUUGGAGAGAAGAGCUUUAAAUAUAAAGGAGAACAAAGCCAUGCUUGCAAAGCUAAUGGAAGAAUUAAAAAAUGUGUCUGGAAUUUUUACUAAAAGAGGCCCACUCGCAACUCCUACUCUGAAAGCCCAGCGUAGUCCAAGGAAAUCAGUUCCCAGAAGUGCUCCAAGGAGGAAUCCAGAAAGAAGUUCUAGGCCUCACACAAGAUCCAGAUCCCUAAUUGAAGGUCCUCCAAAUUCCAUGUUUAUGGAGGAAGAGGAGGAGGAUCCCUAUGUGUUAGUGAGAAGGAAAAUGUCUGAAGAUUUUUCUGAGGAUGAAAGGGACACCCCCAGAAGGAAGCGCACUAGUGCUAUGACUCUUCCCCAUGUCAUCCGUUCAGUGGAAGAAAUAACCGAGGAAGAGUUGGAUAAUAUUUGUGAAACUGUGAAAGAUAAAGUCUACAACCGUGCAACGGGUUCUACCUGUCACCAGUGUCGUCAGAAAACGACAGAUACUAAGACAAAUUGCCGGAACCCAGAGUGUCUUGGAGUACGUGGCCAAUUCUGUGGGCCUUGUCUUCGUAAUCGUUAUGGAGAAGAAGUCAGGGCUGCCUUGUUGGAUCCAAACUGGUACUGCCCACCUUGCCGUGGGAUCUGCAAUUGUAGCUUCUGCCGGCAGCGGGAAGGAAGGUGUGCUACUGGUGUCUUGGUUUACUUAGCCAAGUAUCAUGGAUAUGAUAAUGUCCAUGCUUACUUGAAAAGUCUGAAACAAGAACUUGAAAUGCAAGAAUGAACUUCUGAAGCAAUUCCAGAAUAAUCUUCAGCGCAUAUGCUUAGAUUUGUCUGAUUUGAGAAUUCACUUUUAUUAAUGGUUGACAUCUUUUAAAAAGGGGAGCAAAAAUUGUGACUUUUGACUGAAGUUCAAAGUUGCAGGAUAGUGGUUCGUCAUAUUGUUAAAUCAAAGCUUUCUUAGUCCUGUUUCAUGAUGAAUGCUACUGGAUCUUAAUUAGCAUCCAGCAGAGCAGGUAGAAGUCUCCUUCAACCCAUUGGGGAGCAGCGGCUUCAUACAAAGGCUAUAACCAACCAAAAGCAGUACUUGCCAUUAUAGUUCUCCUGAAUCUCACUGUGUGAGAUUUUCUGGUGGCAGUUUGCAUAGGUACUUUCCCUAUGCUACUCUGAGUUUACGUUCAUGUUGGAACUGCCGCUGUCACAUUAUCCCUAACUAUUGUUAAUGUUAGCUGAGUCCAAUUUUUGUUUCUCCUUUGUUGGAAAGAAAGUCUUUGGGGGGGACAUUCAAUGUAUCUAUAUUUGCAGUUAUCGUGUAUAGUAGAUUCAGUAAUGAAUCAAACGCUAGCUUUUAAAGCUAUUGUAAAUAGCAGCCGUGAUUAUCUAAUUGCAAAGCAACUUAAAUUCUUGAUAAACUUUUUUUUAAAGAAGCAAUGAUAAAGGACUCAAUAUUUAGGUUCAAAAUUUUGACAGUAAUUGAAAUGGUUUAAAUCAGUAAGUGUGAAGUGUACUUGAUCAGUCAUGCUUAGGACCAUGUUUUGUUGUGUUUAAAAUAGUACUUACAAUGAAAGUGUGACUAAAAGGGUCUUGAGAAGAUUCAGACUUAUGAAAAAUUAGUAAAUGGUUUGAUCCUAAAACUUACUGUCCCCGAGAUCUUGGUAAGGGAUAUUUAAAAGGAACCAUUAGAGUUUUGGAAGGCAGUUUCAUUAGGGCUGCAAAAAUCCAAAAAUAAUUAGCUGGAAGCAAGUUGUUAAAGCAAACUGUUUCUUUGCUGUUAGUCUCUAGACUUUUGCAGAACAGUUCAAAUAAUUCUAAAUUGGGUUAUUGACCAAAUAAUUUCACUCGUCUAAUACAUAAAGCAUCAUGCCUUACAUUUUGUCAAAAAUUGUGUAUUGUAGAUAGGGAUUCACAAGUCUUCCAUCAUAGUUUAUGCUGGAGCCAAUCUUGCAUAAUCUGCAUAUUGGAUUGUAAAUGCAAGGCUUUCAGGCAGCAAUUUGAUAAACUCUGUGCUUGUCUAAAGAAGUGACCAUGAACAAUACAGUUCCAUGAGUUGUAAUGUAGAUAGGAUCCUAACUGGUGACAUUUCAAACUGUGUUGGUUAAUAAGGCAUGGAGCUUGUGCAUCAAACACAGGUGGAGGUUGUGGCUUUCAUUUACUAGCUGGUGGUGUAUCUGCUUAAAUGCUGUGCUAACUGGAUAAAAGGCUACCCAUCCAAAGUGCAUUGGAUAUAAAAUUCAUCAGUGUUGAAUAAACUGCAAGAGGGGAAAUGGACAGAUCCCUUGAGUUGCCAGGACCCUUUAAGAAGGAAUCACUUGCUACUUUCCCAUACAUUAUACUAAGUACCAUUUGUAAGCAGUACAAUAUAAAAUCUAAAUGGAAUUAAGAAUAUCUCUCUCACAAAGAGUUUAGGUUUAAUUUUCAUAAUACACAUUUCAGGGGGAAAAAAUCAUGGGAUGUUUUGCUUUGCCUCUAAAAUUGUGGUUCUGCUUUUCGUGAACAGGUGUUAUAAUGCUUGGACACAUGUGGCUGUUAAUUUUCUGAAGAUUUGUUUUAAAUGCAGCAAAAGGCAGUAACGCUACUCAAGUCUUUUCCCUAGAGUAGUUUGAACAAUACUGUAACCUGAUACUUUUUAUGUAUGAAAUGUAAUUUUGAUUAAUUAAAGUUUGCUUAGCAGUGGGCUGAAAAGGC
Molecule: messenger RNA, 3233 nt
Organism: Pantherophis guttatus
Lineage: Eukaryota; Metazoa; Chordata; Lepidosauria; Squamata; Colubridae
Gene: CDCA7
Product: cell division cycle associated 7
Biological process (GO): regulation of DNA-templated transcription
Cellular component (GO): nucleus
Source: RefSeq, a predicted model, not a curated record